UCCCUCCCUCCAUUGCCAUCCAUUUCAACAGCAUUUCACCCUCUCUCUCUCUCUCUCUCUCGCCCCCCUGCUUUGUUUUAUACAGUUUCCCUGUGACGCAUCCCUCUUGCUUUUCUGGGUUCUCAGCUUUGCUCAUCUUUAUCCGAUACAGGGCUUGAACCUUCGAUCCUCAAGGUUGAACACAUAUUCAACAAACCAUUUGAGGAUCCGAAGAGGCUUGCCAUAGAUUUCGUUCCUUAAAAUAUAUUCCAGAAAAUCCCUCUGCUCUUAACCAUAUGCCAUCAAUUUCUAUUUUCUUUUACUUCGGUAACAAUCUCUCUGUUUUCUUUCCUUCUAAGCUCGUCCAAUUCAAUAUGGUCUCUGGUUUCUCUCCAUAGAUAUUUUCUAGUUUUACAAGCAAACAGGUUCCUGUUUUUCUUACUUCUUAGGAUCUCACCUCGUUCCUCUUCAACAUGGCUGCUUGUUUCUUUCGCUAAAUUUCUACCUUUUGUUGCUACGGCCUCUCUUUUUUUUUUUUUUUUUUCCUUCCUCCUUGAACUCUCUCAGCUCGUUCCUCUUCAACAUGGCUAGUGGUUUCUUCCGCUAAAUUUCUUGCUUUGGGAGCUAAGGGCACCUUUUAAUUCUUCCUUCUCAAAUUCUUUCACUCGUUCUUCUUCAACAUGGCUUGUGUUUUUUCCCGCUAAAUUUCGAGCUUCAGGCACUAGGCUCCUGUUUUUCUUCCUUUUCAGGCUCUUAGCUCGCUCCUCUUCAAUAUGGGUUUUGAUUUAUUUUGCUAAAUUUCUAACUUUAGGUGCUAAGGAAUCCUGUUUUUCUUCCUUCUCAGGUUCUUAGCUCGUUCCUUUUUCAAUAUGGGUUUUGGUUUAUGCCGCCAAAUUUCUAGCCUUUAGGUGCUAAGAGAUCCUGGUUUUCUUCCUCAGGCUCUUAGCUCAUUUUUCUAUUCAACAUGGCUUGUGCUUUCUUCUUCCCAUAAGUUCCUUACAGUGAGGAGGAUCAAAGGAGCAUGGCUCGUGGUUUCUUCAGUUAGAUUUUUUUCUUUCGGUUACCGACAAAGAGCUCCUGCGUUUAUUCCUUUGGUGUCAAACGCACUAGCACUCUGCAACUCUGCAUUGGAGAUUCUUCAAGUAGUUGAAUAUGGAUGAUUUCAAUGGUCCAUUCGAAGGGGUCAUUAAUGAUUUUGAGGGAAGAAUGUCAAUCUACAAGAAAGAUUGGACUGCUGGACUUGGUUCAUUCAGGAUAUUGGCUCCAACUACCUACAUUUUCUUUGCUUCUGCUCUUCCUGUUAUUGCCUUUGGAGAGCAGCUAAGCAGGGAAACAGAAGGAAGAUUGAGCACUGUUGAAACACUGGCUUCUACUGCUCUCUGUGGUAUCAUACACUCAAUUUUUGGUGGACAGCCCCUGCUGAUAGUUGGAGUUGCAGAGCCCACUGUUAUAAUGUAUACAUAUCUAUACAGUUUCACCAAAGGAAGAAAAGAUUUGGGAGGGGACCUCUUCUUGGCUUGGGCUGGAUGGGUCUGCGCCUGGACUGCUCUCUUUCUGUUCCUCCUAGCAAUAUUCAAUGCCUGCAAUAUCAUUACUAGAUUUACAAGGGUUGCCGAGGAAAUGUUUGGCAUGUUGAUUACAGUCCUCUUCCUUCAACAGGCCAUCCUGGGUGUCAUCAGUGAAUUCCAUAUUCCAGCACACGAAGACCCAAAAGAAGCCAAAUAUCAAUUCCCAUGGCCAUAUGCAAAUGGAUUGUUGUCUCUCGUGUUCUCCUUCGGCAUACUUUUCACUGCCAUAGGAAGCAGGAAGGCAAGGUCAUGGUGGUAUGGGGCAGGGUGGCUUAGAAGUUUGAUUGCAGAUUAUGGAGUUGCUUUGUUGGUCAUGCUGUGGACAGCAUUGUCAUUCACUGUGCCAACUAAAGUUCCUUCUGGGGUUCCUAGGAGACUUAACAGUGACUCUGGAUCACUAUACCAUGUGACAGUAAUUUCCGAUAUGUGUAGUGUCCCAGUUGUAUAUAUUUUUGCUGCUAGCAUACCAGCAAUUUUGAUAGCAGGUCUUUAUUUCUUCGAUCAUAGUGUAGCUUCAAAGAUGGCACAGCAGAAGGAGUUCAAUCUCAAAAAACCAUCUGCAUACCAUUAUGACAUUAUAUUGCUUGGGAUUAUGGUCUUAUUCUGUGGUCUAAUUGGACUCCCUCCUUCAAAUGGGGUUCUCCCACAAUCCCCAAUGCAUUCGAAGAGUCUUGCAGUUCUAAAGAAGCAGUUGAUUCGAAAGAAGAUGGUAAAGGAGGCCAAAGAAUGCAUUAAGCAACAUGCCAGUAGCUCAGAAAUCUACAGCACAUUACAGGAGCUCUUUGUUGAAAUGGACAAAGUCUCUCCAUCCGUUACGGUGAAAAGUGAGCUCAAGGGAUUGAAGGAUGCAGUUAUGAUGGGUGUUGAAGACGGAGAUCCAAAGAAGCACAUAUUUGAUCCAGAGAAGGACAUUGAUGCCUACCUGCCUGUGCGGGUCAAUGAGCAGAGGGUGAGCAAUCUGUUACAGUCUAUGAUGCUGGGUGCAUCAGUAUGUGCUAUGCCUAUGAUUAAGUUGAUUCCUACAUCAGUUCUUUGGGGUUAUUUUGCUUUUAUGGCCAUUGACAGCCUCCCCGGAAACCAGUUCUGGGAAAGGAUAUUGAUGCUUUUCAUCACUCCUCGCCGCCGGUUUAAGGUCCUAGAAGGUGAUCAUGCUUCCUUUGUGGAAUCAGUGCCAUUCAAGCAGAUUGCCAUGUUUACCAUUUUCCAAUUCUUCUAUUUUCUAUUAUGCUAUGGGAUAGCAUGGAUACCCGUAUUUGGCAUGUUGUUUCCAGUGCCAUUCUUCAUACUGAUAAGCAUUAGACAACACAUCCUCCCCAAAUUCAUGGACCCACAUCACCUUCAGGAAUUGGAUGCUGCAGAGUAUGAGGAGAUUGCUGGUGCCCCGUAUCAGAUGUUGAAGGAAGAAGAAGAAAAUCAUAUGGACAGUGAACAAGCUGGUGUGGAUAUGUGUGAUGGCGAGAUAUUGGAUCAGCUAACCACCCGUAGAGGAGAGUUGAAGAUUAGAACUAUGAGCAGGGAGAGAAGUUUGACCAUAGAGAGAAGUUUGACCAGAGAGAGGCGCUCCCAAGCAAGAAUUUACCCUGUAGUGUUUUCAAUCCAGGAGUAGCAUGGAUGAGUAACUUGUAGAAGAAGAUGAUAAUGAUUCAUUAUUGGAACUUAUAAUAAAGUAAUUGAGAGAUUGAGAUAUCUAUCCAUCUUUAGAUGGAAUUUUAAUUUGA
This is a messenger RNA of Macadamia integrifolia, 3265 nucleotides long. RefSeq names its product boron transporter 4-like. Gene Ontology annotation, biological process: transmembrane transport; monoatomic ion homeostasis; monoatomic anion transport. Gene Ontology annotation, cellular component: plasma membrane. Gene Ontology annotation, molecular function: solute:inorganic anion antiporter activity. Bases 1132 to 3153 code for a protein of 673 amino acids. The transcript has 2 exons. NCBI's taxonomy places the organism in Eukaryota, Viridiplantae, Streptophyta, Magnoliopsida, Proteales, Proteaceae. The record is from RefSeq and is a predicted model, not a curated record.